Messenger RNA from Mesorhabditis spiculigera, 2004 nucleotides. NCBI's taxonomy places the organism in Eukaryota, Metazoa, Nematoda, Chromadorea, Rhabditida, Rhabditidae. The record is from the annotation of a GenBank genome assembly.
AUGUCCGCCGAGGUCAAACUCCUCCAAGGCAUCGGGCUACUUUACCUCGUGCUCGGAAAGGCACUGGAAAAUUCGCAAACCCACAAAAUCGACUGGAACGUCGGCCAUGCCAUUUUCUUGAUAUCGUACGGUUGGGAGGUAGGCCGCAGGAUUAAGGACGAGCUAAUGAAGAGAAAUUCAAGCCUCUUCGGUUCGAUGGCCGCCCAAUUCACCACGCUGCUUCCGAUUUAUGACCUGGUGCUGCUGGGUCCCGCCCGAAAAUGCGCCGAGAAAAACGCUGGGCUAGCUUCGCUCGGAUUCGGAAACUGGGACAUCGCCUAUAGAGAGAUUUUGCAAAAGAGGCUGCAUAAAGAUCGAGUUCAUACACAAGCCUGCGACCACCCGUUCGAUUACUACUGGAUAUGUUGCCUGCUCUAUCAAGCCAUUUUCCAACUAUAUUUCGUAUUUUUCAUCUCACAACGGUUAAAGAGAGAGCGACAAGAAAAAUUUGAACAUGCCACACUCGCAAUCCUCACUGUAUUGAAUUUCUGGGGAAGCUUUGGCAACUUCAAGCUUGGAAGAUUCUGGCUCUUCUGGCUCGGAGCUUUGAUUGCUAACUUGCUGCCGCUACAUUUCAACACCGGCGAGCUGAAACGAGAGGAAUCGAAAAGUAUGUCAAGCAUAGAAACCUGUGGCACCAGCUACUCCCUGUCUUCCCGAAAAACCCUGGUGACAGCCUGGCCUCGAGACGAGAAACCGCCUGAAAAAGACGCCUGGAUGAAAAUCCUCCCGAAAAUCUUCAAAAUCACCGGCUACAUCUUGGUGCUCGUCUUCUUCUUCCCGUUCACGAUGAAGCAAGGGGCUGAGGAAGCGAUCAUCUGCGCCGCCGUCUUGGCGGUGCUGGUCACCUCACUCAUGGAGAAACCGCUGAAAUUCGUCGAAAAUAUUGGAGAAUUAGCUGGUAGGCAAAUCUACUACACCAUCGCUGGCCUCUUCAUCCUAACGCUCUCCGUAGUGAUAUUUAGCAGCUUGAUCGCAGGAUUUUUGAAUGGAAAUCGAGACGCCGCUAUUCUCGAAAAUGCCCAAUACAUGCAGAGAAAAUACAUAAUGGAAGAGUGUAGGCCGUUGGAUCAUAUCAAUCGGCCACAGCCCUAUGCUUACUGCGAAUACCCGGAAGGCGCAGGGGAGCAUAAAAUCCUGCUUGUUGGUGAUUUCUACGCCACAACGGAUGCACCGUACCUAUUUAAGCAAUUCUCCUUGCGCUACGACAAAUUUCGGGUAUUUGCCGAGCGGGGGUACCAUCCGCUGAAUUUUGGAUAUGGGAAUCAUCCAAAGGAACACAACAAACUCAUCAAAAUCCUGCGCCAGUUCCGGCCGACGGCGAUGAUUAUUGAGCAAGAUUUCGCCGGCGAGCGGAUGGGAAUUCCGCUAAAUGGCAGUGAUCCGAUGAUGGCGACGUACCGCGCCAAUAUCAACACUUUCUUGAAACUGAAUGUAUCUAGAAUCAUUGUGACCGGAGCCCGGGCUAGGACCAGACCCGAUGGGCAUCUCAAGAGGCUUGAGAACUUUCUCAAGGCACCUGAAGACGUCCCGUUAGCCGAGUUCACCCAGAAUUUGGCGCUGGCCCGCGGCUACUCCUACAAACGCCUCAAAAGCAUACACGAGAAGGUGACGCCUGUGUAUUUGGACGAGUUCUUCCAGAUUGGAAACAACAUGACGUUCGUCGAUCCGCUGAGUUUUGUGGCGUACUUUGACGACCGGAUGGCGUUGACGGAUCUGGGGGCAAAGAUGGCCGCGAAAUACUUCAGCAAAAUCUGCGACGUGGCGCUGGGGAUCGACGAGAUCGAUGACGAAUACCUGGACGAGGGCUUCGAGCCUACCGUAUCCCCUCCUGAGGCUCCAAUUCGCCCCCGAAAUUUCACCCCUACCGUAGCGCCUCCACCAGCCCGGCUCGAGACGAAUAUUACUAACAACGGAUUGUUGGUCUUAGAACUUGAGCCCAAAAACAAGACUACAAAAUUACCG